CGGAUUCAGUCGCUCUCGAGAGCGUGUCGGAGACGGUUGUGCUUUUUAUUUCGUGCGAGGUUCGUGUAAGAGUUGCUUACCUGUUGAGUGGUUGAUUGGUUCCCCGUUCCUCUCCAUUCCGUUCCUGUGACUUAGUAACGUUGUCAUUACUACAUACAUACACUAAAGGAGGGGUAGUGAUUGAGGAAGAGAGUGUGUGAUGCUAACCGAGUACUGGCAUCAUUAUUAGUGGUAUUAUUUUUUUUUAUUGGGAUUACGAUUAUCGUAUACUACCACCAGCAGUAUACGAGUACCACUACUAACGUUGAUCGCUAUUAAGCCCGCCCGCGGGGGAUAUCGAGGGGACGGAAGAGUUGAGUUAUCUUUUCCGCCAGUGUUUGCUGUCUCCUCCGUCGCAAUAGUUGGAUGCUUUUUGUACCCCCAUCCCUGUGUUUGCGCUGCUCUGUGGAUGCUCUUUACAUUCAAAUUUGUGACGUGUAAGAAUAAGAAAGAAAAAGGAAGCGAAGAAGAGUGAUUCGUGUAAUUGAGGCUAAGAAGAUCGGGCAGAGCGCGAAGGGAAGCAUUGUAAAAAAUCGUCGUCGACAAAAAAAGAGGAAAAAAUCACAAAGUGCACUCCACCGCGAUCGCGCGUAUAAAACAGCAACAAGAGAGAAAAAGUAGAAAAAAGAAGGGUAAGAGGAAAGGGUCAGGUGUAUGUGCGACGCGUUUCUCGUCGCGCGUCUUGCGUAGUGUGUGUUUCUCUGUGUGUGUGUCGAUGUAUGUAUGCCGCGAUAUAACAACGUCGUGGAAUUAGAGAAGAAUAGGCUAAAUGGAUAUAUUCUGCUGAAGACGACGUCGCCGACCGCGCAGGAGAAAGAGGGAUAGAGUGAGAAGGCGAGACGAAUAAAGUGUGAAAUUUGUUCAACCCGGCAACCUGUGGACUGUGGAUUGGACGGACGGUGCGUGGUGCGGUUCGGAUGUUCAAUUAACGGACCUCGCUGGAAAGGAAACACGGCACGAAGACGACGACGACGACGACAACGAUAUCGAAUCUGCUGUGAGGAUACAACGACACGUAGACGAUAAUUAAUUCUCCGAAGUGAAGUGCAGGAAAGACCCUCGCCAGAACCCGAAAUUCGACGCAGAAACAAGCUUCAACUUUCGGGCUCCGGGAAAUCCCCGGCCACAGCCUCAGCGUCAGCAUUGACGUCGAUCGGGGGGUGAUUCGAUUUUUUUUUCGUUUGUUUUGCUCUCGCGACUCGCGUGUUCCAGAGGUACUGCUGCUGAUGGAUUCGACGGAAUACCCAAUACCGAGUUCUCGGGAAUAAUCGAAGGUGAACGAAACCAACGAAGAAGAAGGGUGACAAGAAGACAAGAAAAAAAACAAAACAUCAAAACAAAACAAAAAGAAGCUCGAUCGAGGUGAAGCCCACCGCACUCUUCAACGUGAUUUGAGGAGGAGGAGGUAAAAAAGCGUUUUUUUUCUGUACGAAAUCGAUCGCACCGCUGUUAUAUGCAUCUUGGAAGGAUUCAAUAAAAGCCAAGCUGAAAGUCAUUCCGGGCAGUGGUGCCGCGCUUGCCGCGUUGGGCGCAAUAAGGAAGGAAUGCUACCGGCAGGCGAAGAGUGAUUUUAUUGUCUGUCAGGUCUGAGGGUUGUAAAUUAGUAGGAGGAAUAUACAAAAAAAGGAGGAGAAGAAUCAUCCGCCAGGUGCGCAAUCAGUGUGUGUAUAGAUUUGUGAGUGUGUUUGUAUGUGCGCCGAGUGCUCUCAGUGACCUUAACCUUGCCGUGGAUAGCAAGUUACUUUUGUUGCCAACGGGAGGACUUCGGACGCGCGCGCGUGUGAUCUCAAGGAGGGUUUGGAGUACGCACGCGGGAACACGGAACUCGGUGGAGACACCCGGUGACGGUGAAGGCUUCGCUAACUGCCGGUCAUUACCGCACUAUUGCCGCUGUUACCUCCUUCAUACCAUGGGUACGCAAGGUUGGAGGCGGAAGGAUCAUGAUCGAUGGAAAGCGCUGGGUCGCGGUGUUGGCCGUUGCGUUUCACCAAUGCUAGCGUCCGGUUGGUUCUAUCUACUGCUGGUAACCGCUGGCACGACAUCCACAGUGCGGGCUGAAUCCAAAUUAGAGUUAGGUGGAAUUAUAUUUAGGAAUGAAACCGACGUGCCAUGUCCAUCGGGGACGUUUCGAUGCUCGGAGGGCAAAUGCAUCCCUCAGACAUCGGUGUGUAAUUAUCAGAAGGACUGCGAGAAGGGCGAGGACGAGUUCAACCACUGUCCUCCCCCGGAAUGUGAGCCUGGGCAGUUCAGCUGCGGCCAAUACGUGUUCAACAAGACGUAUUGCAUACCACCGCACUACAAGUGCGACAUGACCGUUGACUGUGUGGACGGGACGGACGAGUCCGAUUGCACGUACCGCAAGUGCCAACAGGAUGACAUCCACUGCGGGACCCCAGCGCAGCCGGUUUUGGUGAACGGGCGCGUUACGGACAUCUGUGUGCCAAAGGAGAAGAAGUGCGACGGUUAUCUGGACUGUCGGACAGGAGUGGACGAGGACGGCUGCCCGGGAACGGCCUGCAGGCUGGACCAGUUCCGAUGUGCCAACGGGCAGCGUUGCAUCGACACCGGACUCAAGUGCAACCACAAGAACGAUUGCGGUGAUAACUCGGACGAGCAGAAUUGCAACUUCCCGCCCUGCCACGGGGGCCAGUUCCGCUGCGCCAAUUCCCUCUGCAUCCCGGCGACCUUCCACUGCGAUGGUUACCAUGACUGUUCGGACGAGAGUGACGAAGCGAACUGCACGGCGAUCGCCUGCCCGGAUAACAAAUUCCUCUGCCCCCGGGGUGGACCCAACGGACAGCCGAAAUGUAUCGCCAAGACGAAGCUCUGCGACGGCAAGCGAGACUGCGAGGAUGGGACCGACGAGGAGACGGCUUGUUCUACCGCAUCCUGUCCGGCCCUUGGAUGCGAGCACAAAUGUGGACCAUCGCUCACCGGUGGCAUCUGCUACUGUCCGCCGGGGCGAACCCUCUCCGCGGAUAACCGAACCUGUAGCGACCUGGAUGAGUGUACCGUUUGGGGACACUGCGAUCAGCUGUGCACCAACACGGAUGGAUCGUUUUCGUGCGCCUGUGCGGUUGGCUACACGUUGAUGGAUAAAUCCCGUUGCGUGGCACCGACCGCGUCCAGCUUGGAGUUGAUUUUCGCAUACGAUCGCGCUAUCGUUCGGAUGAGUUCGCACGGUCAGGACUUUAGAACGAUUGCUAACGCCACAGGAGCGAGUGGUUUGGCGUACCAUUAUGGGCGGAAUCUUCUGUUUUGGUCCGACAUUAAGACCCGAAAGGUUCAAUCGCAGGUUUUGGUUGAUGGGGGUUAUGGGGGUCACGAUUUUACGCUACCCGGAACGUGGGCUCCGGUAGCGAUCGCGAUCGAUUGGAUCGGUGACAAACUGUACGUUGCGGAUUUGGUGGGUCAGAAGGUUGAUGUGUUCGAGCUGGACGGACGAUGGCACGCCGUAGUGUUGGGUUCGAAUCUCACCAGUCCGGCGGAUCUUGCACUGGAUCCAACCUCGGGUCUGAUGUUCGUUGCCGAUGGAAGUCACGUUCUGCGCGCCCAUAUGGAUGGUACACAUGCGAAGUCGAUCGUUUCGGAGGCCGCGUACAAGGCGUCGGGUGUAACGGUAGAUGUGGUGGCGAAGCGAGUGUUCUGGUGCGAUUCGCUGCUGGAUUACAUCGAGUCGGUUAACUAUGACGGCGAAUAUCGGGUGAUGAUUCUCCGUGGUCAACAGGUGCCAAGUCCUUCCCGGUUAGCACUGUUUGAAAAUCGGGUAUUCUGGACGGAUGCCACCAAGCAGGGUAUCAUGUCGGUGGAUAAGUUCGAAGGAUCAUCCAGCAUUCAGUCGAUCUUCAAAGCGAAAGAUAUCCGAGAGCCGAAAGCGAUCAUAGCGGUUCACCCGUUGACCCAACCGAAGGUUUCGAACCCUUGCGGCAAUAACAACGGAGGAUGCUCGCAGAUGUGCGUUGUAACAGCCGUCCAGGGAGCUCCCUCCGGACUGGGCUAUCGUUGUGCGUGUCACACCGGAUGGCAACUGGCCAAGGAUCUGAUGAACUGCCAUUUGGUCCGUCAAUUCCUCAUGUAUUCCCAGCAACGAUUCAUCAAGGGCAAAGUGUUGGAUCCAGUGAUAGAAGGUUUCAGCGAUGCCAUUCUACCGGUUGUGUCCCGCCGAGCUCGUUUCGUGGGUUUGGAUUUCGACGCCGUUGAUGAGCAUAUCUACUACUCGGAUGUCCUCCAGGAUGUGAUCUAUCGGGUUCACCGCAAUGGAACGGGUCGCGAAAUUGUACUCGCCUCGCAGAACGAAGGCGUUGAAGGUCUGGCGGUGGAUUGGGUUUCCAAAAAUCUCUACUACAUUGAUAGUCGCAAGGGAACGUUGAACGUGCUGUCCACCAGAACGGUCAGCUAUAGAAGGACGCUGUUGAAGAACCUCAAACGACCGCGGGCGAUCGUUGUGCACCCCAACAAGGGUUACAUCUACUUCUCGGAGUGGGAUCGACCGGCGAACAUUAGUCGGGCGAAUUCGGACGGUUCGGGGUUGAUUGUGUUCAAGAACGUCACCUUGGGUUGGCCAAAUGGGUUGUCCAUUGAUUUCCGAGAGGAUCGGGUUUACUGGUGCGAUGCACUGCUGGAUCACGUUCAGCACUCGAAUUUGGACGGAACGGAUGUGAAAACGGUGAACUCUCGAUUGAUUCGCCAUCCGUUCUCGAUUGUGAUCCAUGAGGAGUGGAUGUACAUCACGGAUUGGAGACUGGAUGCGAUCGUACGGCUGAACAAGCUGACCGGAGAGCAGGAAGAGAUCAUGGUGCGGGAGCCGCAAACCAAUCGGUUGUAUGGGGUGAAGGUUUACAGUCAUUCGAUCCAGACGAUCGACGCGGCGCAACCAUGUGCGAUCAACAAUGGUGGUUGUGAGAAGUUGUGCUUCGCUGUUCCCAGGAACAGCUCCAACGGGCUGACGGUGAAGUGUGGCUGUCCGUACGGGGAACGAUUGGGUGAUGAUGGUCGGAGUUGUUUCUCGGAUCCGAACGCCGAGCCUCCAGUUCAAUCGUGUCCGAACACGUGGGACUUUACUUGCAACAACCAGCGAUGUAUUCCGAAGAGUUGGAUCUGUGACGGAGAUGACGAUUGCCUGGACAACAGCGACGAGGAGCAGAAUUGUACAAAGCCAACCUGUGGAACGAACGAGUUCCAGUGCAAAUCGGGCCGAUGCAUUCCGUUGAACUUCCGGUGCGAUCACGAGAAUGACUGCGGUGAUCACUCGGAUGAGUUCGAGUGUGGAAACGUGACGUGUGCCGCUUCGCAGUUCGCUUGUGAGAAUGGUCGCUGCAUCCCGAACAUUUGGAAGUGCGACAGCGAGAACGACUGUGGCGAUGGGUCGGACGAGGGUGAUUUCUGCGCGGAGAAGACCUGUGCGUACUUCCAGUUUACGUGCCCCCGGACGGGUCAUUGCAUACCGCAGAGUUGGGUUUGCGACGGAGAUGACGAUUGCUUCGACAAGCAGGACGAGAAGGAUUGUCCACCGAUUACGUGUCUGGCGAAUCAGUUUAAGUGUAACGAUCUGCGGCAGUGUGUUGAGGAAACGUACAAGUGCGAUGGGAUUCCGGACUGUAACGAUGGGAGUGAUGAGUUGGGAUGUCCGACAAUGGAACCAAACCAGUGCAAUAUGGAGAAACACUUCAGGUGUCGAUCCUCGGGGGUUUGUAUACCCGUCGCGUGGCAUUGUGAUGGUUCAAAUGAUUGCGAAGAUCACUCGGAUGAGGAGGAAUGUGGGAAGAUCACUUGUCCAAACAAUUUCUACAAGUGCAAAAACUCCAAGUGUAUCUACAAAUCGUACAUCUGCGACGGAAAGGAUGAUUGUGGCGACGGUUCCGAUGAAGGAGUUGAGCAUGCUUGCAUAACUCCGCCGUUGAGAUGUCCGCAUGGUCAAUGGGCUUGUCCAGGAAUCACCGGACGAUGCGUGAAUCUCACUUCGGUUUGUGACGAUGUGGAAGACUGUCCCAAUGGUGCUGAUGAGGGGUUGGGUUGCGACUUGGCUCAGUGCCAACAUCAAUCGGGUCUAUGUUCCAACGGUUGCCAGAAAACUCCGCUUGGGGCGCUCUGUAUUUGUCCACCGGGAGAAGAACUUGCUUCGGACAAUUUCACCUGCAAAGAUCUUAACGAAUGCGACCCACCGGGACUUUGUUCCCAGAUCUGUACGAACACCAAGGGAUCAUACUUUUGCUCCUGUACCGAUGGGUACAUUUUGGAACCCAACAAACAUUCCUGCAAAGCGGUGAACCACUCUUCGGCCUUCCUAAUCAUCUCCAAUCGACACUCGAUCUUGGUGGCGGACCUGAAUGAGCAAGGACUCGAGCGGGUACCGAUCAUCGUGGAGAAUGUGGUCGCCACCGCUUCCAACAUGCACACGGGAACGAUCUUCUGGAGUGACAUGAAGCUGAAGAAAAUCUCCCGACUAGAUCGGGGCCAAGAACCUCAGGAGAUAAUAUCUACCGGGUUGGAUCUGGUGGAAGGUCUCGCGUAUGAUUGGAUCGGCCAAAACCUCUACUGGUUGGAUAGUAAACUCAACACGAUCGAAGUCUGCAGCGAGAAUGGUUCGAAUCGCUUAGUCCUGGUGCGAGAGAACAUCACCCAGCCCCGUGGUAUGUGUCUCGAUCCAAGUCCAAACGCCAAGUGGCUUUUCUGGACCGAUUGGGGGGAGAAUCCCCGCAUCGAACGUAUCGGUAUGGACGGAACCAUGCGUGAAACCAUCAUCAACACCAAGAUCUAUUGGCCCAACGGACUGACCCUGGAUAUUUCCACCCAAAGGGUGUACUUUGCGGACUCGAAGCUGGAUUUCAUCGACUUCUGCUACUACAAUGGAACCGGUCGCCAGCAGGUGCUGGCCGCGAGCCACUAUCUGCUGCAUGCCCACUCGCUGUCCCUCUUCGAGGACACUCUCUACUGGACCGAUCGUCAGCUGAAUCGGGUUCUGUCGGCCAAUAAGUUCCGCGGAAACAAUCAGACCGUUGUGAGUCACCUGAUCUCGCAGCCUCUCUCGAUUCACGUGCAUCACCCGUCGUUGCAGCCCAUGUACGAGAGUCCUUGCAAAGGCGCCACAUGUCAGCACAUUUGUCUGUUGAGUCCCUCGGAGAAAACUGGGUACGCGUGCAAGUGCAAACCGGGCUACAAACUGGUCGGCGAUGGGAAGUGCGUGGAGGAGGAGAACGCCUUCCUGAUGGUGCUCAGGGGUAACCAGAUCGUGGAUGUGCCGUUCAACGGGGGAGAUAUCCGCGCGGGAAGCCUCAUUCCGGUGGUGGGGAUCGAGAGUGGAAUCAGUCUGGAUUACGAUCGGAAGGGUGAGACGUUGUUCUGGGUGCAGGGUAAGGAGGACGACGACGAGAACUGUACGAUCUUCACCAGUCCUUACGGUGGUGGAAACAAGACGGAGUUUUUGGGCGCCGAUAGCGGACUCGUCGGAGCGGCUUAUACCAUUGCGUUUGAUUGGAUCGGAAGGAAUCUGUAUAUUGGGAACAGGAUCGCUGGUAACAUCGAAGCGAUCAGUGUCGAUGGGAAGGUUAAGUACAGGACUGUGGUUCUGGUGAACGAUGGCAACAGCACUUCGGUUUCGAAACCCAAACAGAUCGUGUUGGAUCCGACCAAUGGGAAGUUGUUCUGGAUAGAUGAGGGUGGUUUUGGAGUACCGACGAAGGUAGCGAUGGCCAAUAUGGACGGUUCAAACCCGUCUAUUUUGGAUGACGCAAUUCAAUACCCGGAAGCGAUCACGGUGGACAUCGAGAAGCGUACGGUUUACUACAGCUCCCAGCAUCCGCCGGCGAUAAUGUCAAUCGAUUAUGACAAAAACAACAAGAAGACUAUCCUCAGCGAAGAACACUCAAUCGCCAAGCCAAGAGGCUUAGGAGUGUUGGAAUCGAGACUGUACUUCAUGGACCCAACGUACGAAAAGAUUGUCCGGGUGGACCUCCCCAACGGGGACAACGCCAAAACAAUUCUGGACAACGAACCCGACCUGAAGAAUAUGGUCAUCUACAAGAAACGAUCGAUGCUACAGCAUCCGUGUAUGAUGAGCAACGGAGGGUGCGAGCAUAUCUGUAUUCCCCACGAGAAUGGAGCGCGUGUUUGUGCCUGCGGCAUGGGUUACAAGAAAGAGAAUGAAGUGGCGUGCACUCCGUUCAAAACCUUUGCGGUGGUAUCUCAACUGGACAUGACCCGAGGCUACAGCUUGAAGGACAGUUCGGAGGCAAUGGUACCAAUCACGGGACCUGGGCAUCACAUCUUGCACGUCGAUAUUCUCUAUCGUGAAUCUUGGAUCUAUUGGGUUGAGUAUAAUCGUGGUCACUGGAACGGUAUAUUCCGGGUUCGACCAAAUGGCACCGAGCUGCAGAACAUCAUCAAAGACGGCAUCGGAAGCAAUGGAAUCCGUGGUAUCGCCAUCGAUUGGGUCGCCGGAAAUAUGUACUUCACCAAUGUGUUUCCCCAUGAGAACUACGUCGAAGUCAGUUGGUUGGACGGAACGCAUCGGAAGAUCAUCGUAAAAACCACCAACGAUGCACCUCGUGAGCUAGCUGUGAACCCAAUCAAACGUCUGCUCUACUGGAUCGAUUAUGGUCAAUAUCCCCGAAUCGGAAAGUGCUACCUAGAUGGAUCGAACUGGACUCCGGUUGUCACUUCGGGUAUCUCAAAUCCAAGAGAUCUAACCGUCGACAUGUUGACCCAUGAUGUGUACUGGGUUGACUCCAAGCUGGAUAUGAUCCAAAAGGUGUCCUACAGUGGCGGUAAUCGGCAGGUUAUUCGUCGUAACCUUGCCAACCCGAUGGCAAUCGCGGUGUUCCUAACCGACAUCUACUGGGUCGAUCGUAACUUGCUGACCGUGUUCAAGGCCUCCAAAUUCCCUGGCAACACCACACUCCCGACCAAGGUCCGCACCAAUAUCCAGAAGCUGCGCGACAUCGCCAUCUACGACAUCAACAACCAACCGAUGGACGACAGCAAUCCUUGUCUGCGGCUCGGAAACGGCGGUUGCGAUCAGCUGUGCUUCAGUUUCCCCCCGGAAUACAACCAAAAGCCAAGCUUCAAGUGUGAUUGCUCCAUCGGGCGACUGUCGACCGACGGUCGACGAUGCGAGCUGACCGAUGAGUACGUGGUGUUCUCAACCCGUACCGAAAUCCGUUCCGUAGAGCUGGAUCCCACCUCGACCAACAUCCCCUUCGCACCGGUCGUCAAUCUGACCAACGUCGUUGGACUGGACUUCGAUUACGCCGACAACAAGCUGUUCUUCACGCAAAUUCGCCCCUGGGCUAAGAUCGCUUACACCAAGGGUGACAAACCGGAGACGUCCAACAUCACGCCGGUCAUAAGCCGCGGCAUCAAUCCGGAGGGGAUCGCCUACGAUUGGACGCAGAAGAAGAUCUACUGGACGGACAGCUCGAACAAUUCGAUCUACGCGAUGAACCUGGACGGAUCGGAUUUGGUUAUGAUCGCUCGGGUCGAGCGGCCACGAGCGAUCGUGCUGGAUCCGUGCAACGGUACGUUGUACUUCACCGAUUGGGGAAGAUUUGGAACCUCGGGUAAGAUCUUCCGGACGACUAUGGCGGGAUCGUUGAAACGAUCGAUCAUCGACAAGGACCUCUCGCAACCUAGCGGGCUGGCUAUCGAUUAUGACGAGAGGAUGCUCUACUGGACAGACGCGGUGCGGGAGAAAAUUGAACGAUCAAAGCUGGACGGAAAGAAUCGUGAAGUGUUGGUAUCGGCCACGAUCUAUCCAUUUGCGAUCACCGUGUUCAGAAACUACAUCUACUGGACGGAUCUUCAGUUGCGAGGGGUGUACCGAGCGGAGAAGCAUACCGGGGCGAACAUGAUCGAGAUGGUGAAACGGCUGGAGGACUCGCCACGGGAUAUCCACGUUUACAGCCACAGUAGACAGCAGUGUCAGGCAAACCCGUGUCUGCAGAACAAUGGCGGCUGUGCUCAAAGCUGCCACCCGGGGCUGAACGGGAAGGCAGAGUGUAAGUGUGACGAUUCGACGAAACCGGUUAACGAGGGAAGAAUGUGCGCACCGAAGAAUCACACUUGCGACUCGAGCAAAUUCUACUGUCAGAAUGGUAAGUGUAUUUCGAGAAUGUGGUCCUGCGAUGGGGAUGAUGAUUGCGGAGAUAACUCGGACGAAGAUGUGAAUUACUGUGCGUUCCACUCGUGUGGACCCAACGAGUUCCGGUGUAACAACGGGCGAUGCAUCUUCAAAUCGUGGAAGUGUGACCACGAGAAUGAUUGUAAAGAUGGUUCGGACGAGGAGAACUGCUCGUACCCGCCUUGUGUUGAUGGAGAGUUCACCUGCCUCAAUGGUAGAUGUAUUCCGCAGAGCCAGGUUUGCAACGGAGUGAACGAUUGUAAGGAUAAUGCAACGUCCGAUGAGACCCACGACCGGUGUCCGACGAAUACGACCUGCCCUGCUAACCACCUGAAGUGCGAGAAGACAAACAUUUGCGUUGAACCAUACUGGCUGUGCGAUGGCGAUAAUGACUGCGGGGAUAACUCCGACGAGGAUCCGCUACACUGUGCCCAAAGGACUUGUCCGCAGAACAGCUUCCGUUGUCCGAAUCACCGCUGCAUUCCUGCUACGUGGUACUGCGAUGGAGAUGACGAUUGCGGCGAUGGAGCCGAUGAACCUCCGGAGUACUGCAAAUCGGAGGGAAGAACUUGCUUCGGGGAUUUGUUCACGUGCGACAACGGGAACUGUAUUCCACGGAUUUACAUCUGCGACGGGGAUAACGAUUGUCUGGACAACAGCGACGAGGAUAACCGGCAUCAGUGUAACGAUAGGAAGUGCGACGAGGAGACGGAGUUCACCUGCCAGGAGAAUAAGGCCUGGGCAAGGGCCCAAUGUAUUCCGAAGAAGUGGAUCUGCGAUGGGGAUCCGGAUUGCGUGGAUGGGGCGGACGAGAACACUACGCUGCACAACUGUCCGAAGCCGCAGCCUUGCAGUGAUGAUCAGUUCUCGUGCGAGAAUGGCAGAUGUAUCAAUAAAGGAUGGGAGUGCGAUCACGACAACGAUUGUGGUGACGGAUCGGACGAGGGUAAGAAUUGCAGCAGUCACUACAAGACCUGCUCGACGCAGGAAUUCACCUGUCAAAACUUCAAGUGCAUCCGCAAUCAGUACCGCUGCGAUGGGGAAGACGAUUGCGGUGAUCAUUCGGACGAAGUUGGCUGUAAGAAGGAGAACAAUACGUGCCCCGAGGGCAAGUUCACUUGCAACAGUGGUCAGUGCAUUGAUUAUCAGCUGGUUUGCAACAAGAUUCCGGACUGUUCGGAUGAAUCCGACGAACCGCUGCACUGCAACGUGGAUGAGUGUGCCAAGGUGGAAAUUCAUCGCUGCGGUCACAAGUGCGUGGACACGCUUACAGGAUACUACUGCGAUUGUAAUCAAGGUUACAAGCUGCUAGAAGAUGGUAAGGCUUGUGCCGACAUCGAUGAGUGCGUGGAGACUCCGGUUGUCUGUUCGCAGCACUGCUCCAACACACCCGGCGGGUACUACUGCAAGUGCGAUGAUCGCUACUACGAGCGACAGAACGACGAACAUACGUGCAAGCGGAAGGAUAACAUCGAACCGUGGUUAAUCUUCAGCAAUAAAUACUACGUCCGCAAUAUGUCCGUCGACGGUCGGCAGUACAAUCUGAUCCAUCAGGAUCUGAUGAAUGUGGUGGCGAUCGAUUUCGAUAUGAAGGACCAAGAGAUGUACUUCUGUGACGUGACAGCAAAGACUAUUUUCAAAUCCAAGUUCGGCUCGAUCAUGGAUGACGUGGUGAUUGAGAAGGUCCCGGUCAUCAAGCACGACUCGCACGGACUCGAGGGCAUCGCGGUGGAUUGGGUCGGUCGUAAACUCUACUGGUUGGAUAGACAUUCGAAGAAUCUAGAUGUGUCCGAGUUGGACGGAACGAGACGAAAAACACUAAAGAGCGGAGUGGUCGAUCCGAGAGCGAUCGUUGUGCAUCCCGGCAUCGGGUAUCUGUACUUCACCUCGUGGCACCUGCAAGCCUAUAUAGCCAAAAUGGGUAUGGAUGGUUCGAACUUUACGCGCAUCCUUACGUGGGAAGAUGACAUUGCGUGGCCAAACGCGCUAACGAUCGAUUACUUCACCGAUCGAAUCUACUGGGCAGAUGCUCAUCUGGAUUACAUUGCAUUCGCCGAUCUCGAGGGUCACCAUAGACACGUGGUUCUGUCCGGAAGCAAGGUUCCUCACAUUUUUGCACUGUCGAUCUUCGACGAUAUGCUCUACUGGACGGACUGGAACCUGAAGGCCAUCAUCCGGGCGAACAAAUUCUCCGGGGAGAAUUUCACCGUCAUUCGGAACACCACUCACAGACCUUACGAUGUCCACAUCAGCCAUCCGCUGAGACAAAUCCCGUACAACAAUCCCUGUGGCUCCACCAACGGUGGAUGUACCCAUCUCUGUCUGCUCGCUCCGCCACUGGAGUCUACCUAUCUCAACGUCGAAGGUUACAUCGAGGAGGGAGCCCCAAGCUACAAGUGUGCCUGCCCGAACCAGUUCUAUCUGGCGCGUGACAUGAAGACUUGUAUCGCGAACUGUACGACAGGGCAGCAUCGCUGCGGCGGCACGGAUGAGAAGUGUAUCCCAUGGUUCUGGAAGUGCGACGGAGAACCCGACUGUAAGGACAAAUCCGAUGAGCCGGAGUCUUGCCCGGCUCGGCACUGUCGGGCUGGAAUGUUCCAGUGUGGUAACGGGAACUGUACGCCCUCGACGACGAUUUGCGACGGUAUGGAUGACUGUGGGGAUGGCAGUGACGAGCAGAACUGUGAUCUGCCGUGUCCCGUUUCGGACUUUAAGUGCAGCUCGAGUGGACGGUGUAUUCUGGACAGCUGGAAGUGUGAUGGGGAUUCGGACUGUAAGAAUGGCGACGAUGAGGAUCCGGAGAUUUGUCAUAAACGAGCAUGCGAUCCCGAGACGGAGUUCAGCUGCAAGAACGGACGCUGUAUUCCGAAGCUGUGGAUGUGUGACUUCGAUAACGAUUGCGGGGAUGAUUCGGACGAGCCGGCUUACAUGUGUCGCCAGAGAAACUGUACCACCGGAUGGUCCCGGUGCCCGGGACAGUCUAACUACCGCUGCAUUCCCAAGUGGCUGUUCUGCGACGGUAAGGAUGACUGCCGGGAUGGAAGCGAUGAGUUGCCGGAGAACUGCCCCAAGUGUAACACCGAGACGGACUACAAGUGCAACAACAAUCGCUGCAUUCCGAAACAAUGGAUGUGUGACUUCGCGGACGAUUGCGGGGACGGUAGCGACGAAAUGGAUGUCCACUGUAAGGGCAAGUAUCGCGAAUGUUCGGAGUCGGAGUUCCGCUGUGACAACGGCAAGUGCAUCUCGAGCCGCUGGCGUUGUGAUCACGAGGAUGACUGCGGUGAUAACAGCGAUGAGUUCCGCUGUGAAGGAUUCCAGUGUAAGGCCGGUGCGUUCCAGUGCGCCUCCGGACACUGUAUUGCUUCCUAUUUCCGUUGCGAUGGCGAUCGUGACUGUCGGGAUAUGUCCGAUGAGAUUGGCUGUCCGCCGAGAUUCCCGGGAGGGCGGUACUGUCCGGACUCGAGGUUCCAAUGUGCGAACAAUCUGUGCGUGCUGCCGUCGGAUCUGUGUGACGGUGCGGAUGACUGCGGGGACAAUUCGGAUGAGGCCGCUUCGGUUUGUACGAACUUCAACUGCGAUACGCUGCGUAGAUUCCAGUGUGCGAACCAUCGGUGCGUUGCCAAGUAUCAGAUCUGUGAUGGGGUCGAUAACUGUGGGGAUGGGUCGGACGAGAACAAUAUGACGUUGUGUGCAAUGCGCCAGAAGCCUUGCGAUCUGUACACGCAGUAUCAGUGUGCGAACAAGAAGUGUAUCGAACGGUCGCAAAUUUGCGACAUGGCAGAUGACUGCGGAGAUCAAUCGGACGAACUGGGAUGCCAUCACACGAGCACUUGUACGGCUUUGACGAAGGGUGGCUGUGAACAUCACUGUAUGAACUUGACCGACGGAGGGUAUAUUUGUGCAUGCUAUCCAGGGUUCAUAAUCGACGCGGAAAACAAGAAACACUGUCUGGAUAUCGACGAGUGUGCUACCGAGACUCACAACUGUUCGCAACUUUGCACGAACAUCAACGGAACGUAUGAAUGCUCGUGUCGAGAAGGUUUCCGACUAUCGGAUGCAGUUUCUGGAGUUUGCAAAGCGCUUAAGGACGAUGUCACGGUAGUUUUCAGCAGCGGUCCGGAGAUUCGUGCGUACGAUCUGAAGGUUAACAAUCAGUUCGAUGUGAUCGGGGGCGAGAAGCGGAUAGAAUCGAUCGAUUACAAUCCGGAAACCCAGAUGAUCUUCUGGGCUGACAGCAACGACAAGACGAUCAAGCGAAGCUACAUGGUGAACGCGGUGAAUGGUGAGGCCAAGAUUGGCUACGCACAGGAUUUGAACAUGAAGGGUAACUCGAAACCAACGGCCCUGGCCGUUGAUUGGGUGGCCGAUAAUCUGUACUGGGCUGAGACGGAUCGUACCGGAUCGAAGCCUCGGGGAAGAAUCAUGGUGGCGAAAACUGACGGCCGAUAUCGUAGGGCACUGGUGAAUGCAGGCCUUGAGAUACCGACCUCGAUAGCGGUCGACCCACAGUUGGGUCGCAUGUUCUGGGCGGAUGCCGGUUCGGCACCGAAGAUUGAGGUUUCCUGGAUGGAUGGCUCCAAGAGGCGUCCGUUGAUCACGGAAGCCAUUCGGCACCCGGCAGGGUUGACCAUUGACUAUUCCCAAGAUCACAUGGUUUAUUGGGUUGACACGAAAUUGAACACGAUUGAAAUUAUGAAACCGGAUGGAUCCAGUCGAAGGUCGGUGGUGAAAGGCGACAAUCUGAAGCAUCCAGUUUCGCUCGAUGUCUUCGAAUCGUAUCUCUAUUGGAUCACCAAAGACUCCGGGGAACUGUUCCGGCAGGAUAAAUUUGGCCGGGGAGUACAAGUGGCGAUCCAGAGGAGUCUCACCAAUCCAUCCAGUUUGAAGGUGUACCACGAGCUGCGCUACAACACGACGCUGAACAAUCCAUGCUUCAAAAAUCCGUGCUCGCAUCUGUGUCUGCUCGUGCCGGGCGGAAGACGUUGCGCUUGUCCGGACAACACUGUCCAGCAGGUUUCGCAUAGAAGCACAGCCGAAAUGGUGUGUGAUGCACCCGCCGAACGUCCUCGACCUUCCCCAAGGAUUUGUCCCUGCCAGAAUGGAGGUCUCUGCAAGGAGGAUGACAGCGGAAAUGAUUUGAUCUGCGAGUGUCUGGAAGAUUUCAGCGGAACCCAUUGCGAGCUGUACAGUGAACGAAUGUUCGGAUCCAACCCGGGAAGCGCCGCGGCGAUCUAUAUCCCGAUCCUGGUUGCCAUUCUUGUGGCGGCCACGAUAGGGCUGUACUUCAUCAUCAAAAAGAGGCCUUUCGGCAAACCAAGCCUGACAUCCUCCCAGAGCGUAUCCUUCCGACCGGGAACGAACGUCGAGUUCAACUCGCCCGACUUCCCAUCCAAUCGACCCGCGACGGGGGUGAUUCCGGCAGGUGGUGGUGUGGCCCCGCUGGAUGGUUACAAUCUGGACACACUGAACAAUAAAACCACGGACUUCAGCAAUCCGAUGUACGACGCGGUACAAUCCGGUACGAACGAUCCGAACAUCGGCAAUGGAUCAGGAAUCUACGAAGUGCCAGCCGACGUCGGAUCGAAAGGCGCCAAAGGAACACCCGCACCCGCGCCGGGGCUCUUCACGGAAUCGGUUUCGGCCAUCCUUGCGCCCAGCAGUAUAACGCACCGCACGUCACCGCAGCUACAGCUUCGCCCCAAGGAGCUGAAUCCGUCGUCGCACGACACCGGCAAGGACACCCAGCUGCUGGUGGAGGAGGACAAAUCGGAAUGUUGAUAGGUAAAAUAACAGACUGUGAGAGUGGGAAGGAAUCUGAAUCAUACACAUACACAUACACAUCACGUACACAAUCACAAGCACACACGCACGCACAAAGAGCAGAAAGGAAAUCGAAGCAUGCUGAGCAAAACGUGUGUGUCAGUGCAGUUUAUAUUUAUAUCAUUACUAUUUUUUGUUGUUGAUUGGAGCCAAGCUCAAACGAGUUGGAGGCGAGCCGGAAGUGGCUCAGACCACUCAGACGAUCGAAUCUUGUGAGAGAAAAACAUACACGCAAAAGCAUUCCUGGUUGAGAGUUUUCUAAUUAAAAAAAAUAUAUGUAUUUAUGCAAGAGAACAGAGAGCUAGUAAGUGAGGCGCUUUAUGUUUUGGGGAAAAGAGAGAGAGAGUUUUGUACAUAGAUUCUAAAUGUAGUAUCGUUAUUUUUUCAAAAUGAUAUUAAUGUAUAGUACAGGAGAGUUGAAGGAGAAGAAAUUUGAUGCAAUCAACUGAAAAGAAACAAACGCACAUUCACAUCACACCGUUUAAGAGUCACCUUUUAAAAGGUUUUUUAAAACACGACCAUAACCACAAUAUCCAUGAAAUGAAAAUUUUAAGACAUGUAGUUGGUUUUAAAAGAAUUGUAACAUUCGAUGACUGAUCGUGCAAUGGUGGAGCGGAGAUGAGACAGAUCUUGUUAUUUUAGUUAACGUUAACUAUUCCAUGGGGAUACAGAACGAGUGUUUUAAACAAACAGCAGCCUUAUAGGGAACUAUACAAGCCGAAAUCCUAAUACUAGGUGUUAUGAAAACGAAUAUUUAUCUGAAAAAGUGAUAUAAGAAAAGAUCUAAACAGCUAAACACACUCACCAAGCAGCCAAUCCGUCCAAAAGAAGUAAACAUUCCAAAUUGCAUCCUUUAUAUCCCCCCACUAGUGUAGAAGCAGAGAGCGCUAGACGGAUACAUCAAACAAAUAGACAAUAAAUAGAAAACACAAGAACUGAAACAAAUAUUGCACAUGAAAAAAAAACAAAUAAGAACCAACAAAAGAUAAUAACAACAACAAACAAUGAAGCGCAUAAUAACAGCAAACAAUAAUUAAUUGUUAAUCAAGUCGUGUAACUGAAAGUGAGUGAUUUCCUAAUGUUAGUGAGAACCAAACUGAUACCGAACGUUCGUGUGUUUUGGGGGCAUGAGAAGAAGAAACUUAUCAGAUCAGAUAUAUGCAUACUGUACAUCAUUUACCGUGUAAUACACACUCAAUGGUGUGGUGGAACGCAAAAGCAAUAUUGAAACGGAGGGGAAACAGUUUCUAGACAGAGACGCAAAACAGAGAUAAUUAUUUUAUAGAACUGUUUUAUUAAAAAUAUUUUAGAGAUACCGA
Molecule: messenger RNA, 17295 nt
Organism: Toxorhynchites rutilus septentrionalis
Lineage: Eukaryota; Metazoa; Arthropoda; Insecta; Diptera; Culicidae
Gene: mgl
Product: low-density lipoprotein receptor-related protein 2
Exons: 16
Coding region: 1949-15934 (4661 amino acids)
Molecular function (GO): calcium ion binding; protein binding
Source: RefSeq, a predicted model, not a curated record